AUGAAGACUGUGAGACUCUUAUCUUUUCUUGUUUUUUUAAGCUACAUUAAAUGCAAAACUCUUCAGAGAAGUUUACAAGAUGCAGCCAUGAAGCACAUUUAUAGCCAGAAUUAUUUGGAGGAGAACUUAAAAGACAUUACCAGCAUUAUGGUUGCCCAGUUUCUUCAGAAAGCGACUUAUGAAGAAGUACAAACCAUUGUUAAAGAGCUGCUAGAUCUUGCAGAGAAGUGUAAGGGCCACAAGCCACAUGAGCCACCUUCACAAUGCUCUCACCAAUUGAUGAUUACCUUCCUACAGCGUGUUUGUAGCAGCCAAGGAAUGGCUGACAAAUACGGGUUUUCUGACUGUUGCAAUAAAAAUAGCACAGCAAGGCACAAGUGCUUCCUGUCACAUAAAAAAGAUGUUGCAGGUUACAGGGAUACAUUCCAAAUUCCAAAUCCUGAGAUCUGUGAGAUGGACAAAGAGAAUCGAGGGUCAGUGAAGGACAGGUACAUGUAUGAAACUUCUAGAAAGCAUCCAUUCUUGUAUGGACCCACUCUUCUGACCUUAUCUGCUUACUAUGAGACAGCUAUUCAGUCAUGUUGCCAAGAAGAAAAUAAAACUGAAUGCCUCCAGACGCAGCUAGAACCCAUCAGAAAAUAUGCCAGAGAAAUAUCUUUGAGGCAUCAUCAUUUAUGUGAAAUUGGGACUAAAUUCAAUCACAGAGUAGCAAAAGCAGUGGAAUUAGUUCUGCUGACUAAAAAAGAACUUAAAGCUAACUUUUCUGAAAUUGCCAAACUGACCGUGGAUAUUAAAAAUUUGCAUGAGACCUGUUGUGAAGGAAAUACAGUAGAAUGUGUGUUUGGCAGGAGCCAGCUUAUGAACUAUACCUGCUCUAAACAGGCUAUCUUACCCAGCAGAAUUACUAAGUGCUGUGAGCAGCCAGAGCCAUUUCGAGGGGAAUGCAUUAUCACCUCAGAAAAUGAUGACAAACCUGACCUCUCAUCCCUGCCACUCAGCAGGUUUACCGAAGACAGAUUUGUAUGCAAACAAUUCACUGACAAGCAAGACGACUUUCUACAAGAGUUUCUUUAUGAAUAUUCAAGAAGACAUCCAAAAUUGGCAGUUCCGGUGAUUUUAAGAGUGGAUGCAGUGUAUCAAAAUUUAUUGGGAAAAUGCUGCACAUUACAAAACCCGCUGGAAUGCUAUAGCCAUGGGAAAGAGAUAUUCCAAAGAGUGGUUCAGGAAAGCCAUGAGCAUGUAAAAUAUUACUGUGCUUUACAUGAGACAUUAGGAGAGAGUAACUUCCACAACAGGCUCAUAGUCCUUUAUACUAAGAAAGCCCCACAACUAUCUGCUGAAGAGUUGGUUGUGUUCACAAAGAACAUGGCAACUGCUGCCUCCAAAUGCUGUCCAUUGAGUGAGGAACAACAGUUUGCCUGCAUUGAGGACUCGGCGAAGCUAAUUCUUGGAGCUUUAUGCAGAAGACAUGAGGCUGAGCCUAUCAAUACUGGUGUAGGUCACUGCUGUGGUGACUCCUAUGCCUUCAGAAAGCCAUGCUUUGAUGAUCUGCCAGCUGAUGAAACUUAUGUUUCUCCGUCUGUACCCUGUGACCAAAUCAUCAGCCUUAACGAGGACUUGUGCAAAGCUCAGGAGGAGCAACUCCAAACUGAAAAGCAAAAGCUACUCAGCAACCUUGUGAAGCAGAAUCCCCGUGCAGCAGAGACACAGCUCCAAUCAAUCGUCAGAGAUUUCGCUUACCUGGUGGAGAUGUGCUGCCAAGUAGAGAAAAGUGAAAUGUGUUUUCAAGGAAAGCCAUAUAUCUAUAGUCCAGUCAGAGGUUGGCAAAAUUCAGUCCUAAAUCUGGCCCUACCCCCUCUUUGUGUAAAUAAUUGGCACACUGGCACGCCAAUUUACUUACGUAUUGUCUUUGGCUGUUUUCUGGCUACAGCAUUAAAAUUGCAUAAUCGCAGAAUUGAGUAG
This is a messenger RNA of Trichechus manatus latirostris (Florida manatee), 1962 nucleotides long. Its product is annotated as alpha-fetoprotein-like. Gene Ontology annotation, biological process: transport. The transcript has 14 exons. Gene Ontology annotation, cellular component: blood microparticle; cytoplasm. The coding region runs from base 1 to 1962 and encodes 653 amino acids. NCBI's taxonomy places the organism in Eukaryota, Metazoa, Chordata, Mammalia, Sirenia, Trichechidae. The record is from RefSeq and is a predicted model, not a curated record.